AUGCGUUUCUUCGAUGUUGCAGUGACUUUCACCGCGGAUCAGUUCCGCGGUAUCUACCGGGGCAAGAAAUACCAUGAGCCAGAUUUUGCAGAGGUUCUGAAUCGAGCCAAAGAUUACGGAUGCGAAAAGAUCAUGCUCACCACCAUGUCUCUAACUGGAGUUGAACAAAACCUCCAGUUAGUCAGGGAGUUUCCUGAGUUAUGCAAAAUGACAAUUGGGGUGCAUCCGUAUCAUGCUUGCGAGAUCUACGCGGAUCAUGAUGAAGGAUCUAAAGACGGCCAUAAUACACAUCUCGAACAAAUACAACAGCUAGCGAAAAGUCUCCUGGCAGAAAUCUCUUCUCCAUUGGCGGCCUUUGGAGAAAUCGGACUUGAUUAUGUCUACCUGGAUUGUGCAGACAAGGACACACAAAAACGCGCAUUCCGAGAUCAACUGGAACUGGCUACACAGCUACAACUGCCUCUAUUUCUGCAUGUUCGUGAGUCAACUGCGGACUUUAUUUCUAUACUCAAGCCCUAUUUACCGAGAUUACCGCGCGGCGGACUGGUACAUUCCUUUGCAGGCACAAAGGAUGAAAUGCUUCAGUUGGUGGAACUGGGGCUUGACAUCAGCGUCAACGGUAUAUCAUUUCGAACAGAUGAACAAAUUGAGAUGGUAAAAUAUAUUCCAUUGGAUAGAUUGCAACUCGAAACAGAUGCUCCGUGGUGUGAGCUUUCGAGCAAUGAUACAAAAAUAAACCAGUUCCUGGAAGCCGCGAGGCCUUUGCCCCCGAGUCGAAAACAUAAUAAGUUUAUCUUGGGUCAGAUGGUCAAAACGAGAAAUGAAAGCUGUACUAUUGAACGAGUUGCAUUUGUUGUGGCGGGACUGAAAGGAGUGACUAUGGAGGAGGUGGCUGAGGCAGCGUGGAGGAAUAGUUGCCGGAUGUUUUGGCAAACGUAA
Molecule: messenger RNA, 939 nt
Organism: Penicillium angulare
Lineage: Eukaryota; Fungi; Ascomycota; Eurotiomycetes; Eurotiales; Aspergillaceae
Product: TatD family hydrolase
Exons: 2
Coding region: 1-939 (312 amino acids)
Cellular component (GO): cytosol
Molecular function (GO): 3'-5'-DNA exonuclease activity
Source: RefSeq, a predicted model, not a curated record